Molecule: messenger RNA, 327 nt
Organism: Sparassis crispa
Lineage: Eukaryota; Fungi; Basidiomycota; Agaricomycetes; Polyporales; Sparassidaceae
Exons: 3
Coding region: 1-327 (108 amino acids)
Source: RefSeq, a predicted model, not a curated record
AUGUUAACCCUUUACGCAGGUUUCACCUGCGUCUAUCAUUUUCUUCUACUCUCCUCUGCGCUCAUCCUUCCCUCCCAUCCCUCCAAUGCUCGGACGCAAUCAUCUGAUAAUCUCGCCGGCUAUGCAUGGGAUCGGCGCGCGCUUUGGAUAGAGACGACCGUCAACCUCGGUGACUCCGGUUACUCGUCCGCCCUCAGCUGUAUCAAUUCGCGUGACACUCGUGCGCCCUUCGUCCUCAUUCACCGGCCCCCAUUUUUCAUCGUCGAACUCGUCGUCGACUGCGCUAUUCAAGGCAUCUUCAACCACGUAUUGCCGAUGUUCCUUUAG